AGGCUCGGCAUCGUGCGCCACAGUCGAGCUGCGUUCCUGCUUCAACAGUGUUUGAACGGAACCAACCCCCUCGACUCUCAAACUCUUCGUUAAACGAGCAGACUUAAACAACUCCCUCUGUUCACAAAGCCAACCUGUUUGUUAACAACAACAACAACCCAUUAAUUUUGUUUAUUUGUUACGCUCGCAAACGGUAGAAGCAGACACACGAUGACUUCCCAGGUUCGCCAGAAUUACGCGCAGGAUGUGGAGGCGGCCAUCAACCGCCAGAUCAACAUGGAGCUGUCGGCCUCCUACGUCUACCUCUCCAUGGCAUACUACUUUGACCGUGAUGACGUGGCGCUGAACAACUUCUUCAAGUUCUUCAAGGAACAGUCCCACGAGGAGCGUGAGCAUGCUGAGAAGCUGAUGGCCUACCAGAACAAACGUGGCGGGCGUGUUGUCCUCAAAGACGUGAAGAAACCCGAGCGUGACGAGUGGGGCAGUGGGCUCGAGGCCGUGCAGCUCGCGCUGCAGCUGGAGAAGAACGUGAAUCAGUCGCUGCUGGAUUUGCACGCCCUUGGCAGCAAGGAGAACGACCCUCAGCUCUGUGACUUCCUGGAGAGCCACUACCUCGAGGAGCAAGUGGAGGCCAUCAAAAAGCUUGGGGAUUUCGUCACCAACCUCAAGCGCCUUGGAGCAUCGCAGUCUGGCAUGGGAGAAUAUCUGUUCGAUAAGCUCACCCUUGGCAGCAGCAGCAGCUAAAUCUCCAUCAGCGUUAACACAUGACAACGCGUUAAUGUUUAGUUGCUUUGCCAGUUUUGCUUCCUAACGUAGCAGGGAGUUAAAUGUCGAUUCUUCAUCCAAAGUGCUUUUUUGAUGGUUCUUCCCCCCCCCACCUCUGCCAGUUGCUUUCGCUGCAUGUCAUGUGUAACAUUCUAAGCAAAAAAAAUAAAAAUUGACAAGCAUGAUAAA
Messenger RNA from Petromyzon marinus (sea lamprey), 954 nucleotides. It is a transcript of the gene FTH1, whose product is annotated as ferritin heavy chain 1. Gene Ontology annotation, cellular component: cytoplasm. Gene Ontology annotation, molecular function: ferrous iron binding; ferric iron binding. Gene Ontology annotation, biological process: intracellular iron ion homeostasis; iron ion transport. Lineage: Eukaryota; Metazoa; Chordata; Hyperoartia; Petromyzontiformes; Petromyzontidae. The record is from RefSeq and is a predicted model, not a curated record.